AUGUGUCAGGCGAGAAGACCAGCGGCGAUCCACCAUGAUGGUUCCACCAACCCCGGUGAACACUGGAGGCCUACCUCUUCCUACAAACCUGCUGAUUCUACAAUUAAUGGACCUACAAGGCACUCUAUGCAUGCCUCUUCCUACAAACCUCCAGGUUCUACAGCUAACGGACCUAUAGGUUCUACAAGACCCAAUGGUCCACAACGAGUUAAACCUCAAAAUGGUGAAAGGUGUACUCAUUGCAACAGCACGAAUCACUUUGUAACUGAUUGUUUUAAAUUACAUGGCUAUCCAGAAUGGUGGGAUGAAGUCAAGGAGCGUAACAAGGCCAAAGUAGUCGCUAAACGAUACGCACAAGGCAAGGUCGCACUCUGCAUAGGAUCUCCUGACCCUUUUGUCCCACAAGCUUCCCCUAUGCCAUCCGUCUCCUCCUCCACUGUUCCUCCAGGUUUUGCCGCCCUCCCUACAGGUGAUUCGGGCACUUCUUCUAAUACCUCAGGUAGUGCUUUUGCUGCUGUUACUGGCUUAGGUAUUGGUUAUGGAUGGAUUAUUGAUUCAGGUGCUUCAAAUCACAUGACAUUUGACUCGACAAAUUUGAAGACUCGUACUACUCCUAGCCUUACUAGUAUGGCGAAUGCAAAUGGCCAAUCCUACCCUGUGACUGGGGCAGGCACUGUUGAUCUUUCUCCAAAUUUAACUUUGGAACAUGGUCUUCUUGAUAUUCAAACCCAGGAAAUAAUUGGGCGUGGUACUAAGAGAGGAGGACUAUAUUAUGUGGAUGAUGUUUGCACGGGAAAAGCCCUUAUUGCUCAUGACUCAGCUGCAAACAAGAAGAAACAAAUUUGGUUAUGGCAUUGGCGUUUAGGACAUGCUUCUUUUGGUUAUUUAAAACAUUUAUUUCCAGCUUUAUUUUUGGAUUUGGAUAUUUCUAGUCUUCAGUGCAAAACUUGUAUUCUUGCCAAGAGUCACCGUGUUUCAUACCCUAUUAGUUUCAAUAAGAAUGAUAAACCUUUUGCUCUUAUUCAUUCUGAUGUAUGGGGUCCUUCCGCAAUCUCUACAAUCUCUGGCAUUAGAUGGUUUGUGACUUUCGUUGAUGAUUAUACGAGAAUGACAUGGAUAUAUUUUAUGAAAAAUAAAAGUGAGGUUUUUGGUCUCUUCAAGCAAUUUUAUCAGAUGGUUCAGACACAGUUCUCCACAAAAAUUCAAUUUCUGCGCUCAGACAAUGGAGGUGAAUAUGUGAAUCAUGAUUUUGUGUCCUUCUUUCAGGAUAACGGUCUUCUCCAUGAAACUACAUGUCCCUAUACCCCUCAACAAAAUGGGGUUGCUGAAAGGAAAAAUCGUCAUAUUCUUAAGACGGCCCGGAGUAUUUUGAUAGAAGCUCAUAUGCCUAAGAUGUUUUGGAGUGAUGCUAUAUUAUAUGCAGUGUAUUUAUUAAAUUGUAUGCCCUCUUCUGUCCAUGGAUACAAGACACCACUGGAUGUUUUGACUUUGACACAUCCCCUACCAUCAGUCUUGACUCUCCAUCCCCGCAUUUUUGGUUGUAUAGCCUACGUUCACAUCCUUAAACACCUACGGUCUAAAUUGGAUCCAUGUGCUCUUAAAUGUGUGUUUGUGGGUUUCUCCCCAUAUUCCAAAGGAUAUCGAUGCUACCAUCCUCCAACAAAGCGUACGUAUGUCACAAUGGAUGUCACUUUCUCAGAGUUGUCCAUGUAUUUUCAUCAUGAAUCCAACUCUCCUCUUCAGGGGGAGAAGGAGAAUAUUGAAGAGCAUAAUUGGAAUUGGACAAUUAUGUUACCUGAUAUUACCAUAGAAAGAGAAGAAGUGAUCUGCAAUGACAAAGAAAAUGUAGUCACAUUAGUUGAGGACUUGGCGUCACAUGUUGAUAACCCCACUUUGGUCCCUGCAACUCCACAUAAUUGUUCUCCCUCUUCUACACCAAAAGUACCUGUCCAAAUUCCCGAGGCUUCGGAUAACCCUGAGAUGACAACUGAAUUUAUUCCAUCUAAAGUGCAAGAUGCUUUGGUUGCUCCUCAAUGGAAGAAAGCUAUGGAUGAAGAGAUGCUGGCUUUGAAAAAAAAUCAAACUUGGGAUUUAGUUUCAUUGCCACAAGGAAAACGACCAGUUGGAUGCAGAUGGAUUUUCACAAUUAAACACAAGGUAGAUGGUACCAUUGAUAGAUACAAGGCGAGAUUGGUUGCCAAAGGAUAUACUCAGACAUAUGGUGUUGAUUAUCAGGAGACUUUUGCACCAGUUGCAAAAAUAAACACAGUUCGUAUUCUAAUAUCGCUUGCAGCAAAUUUAGAUUGGCCACUCCAACAAUUUGAUGUGAAAAAUGCUUUCCUACAUAGAGAAUUAAAAGAAGAAGUUUAUAUGAACCUACCUCUAGGAUUUGAUCUAUUAGAAAAUCCAAAUUUGGUGUGCAAGUUGAGGAAGUCACUCUAUGGGUUGAAACAGUCUCCUAGAGCUUGGUUUGGCAAAUUCAGUUGUGCCAUGAAGAAAUAUGGUUAUCGUCAAAGCAAUGCAGAUCAUACUUUGUUUCUGAAGAGGAGGAAAGGGAAGGUCACUGUUUUAAUUAUAUAUGUUGAUGAUAUGAUAAUAACAGGUGAUGAUACAGAAGAGAUAGAUAAAUUGAAACAUUAUUUAUCAACUGAGUUUGAGAUGAAGGAUCUUGGAAGGCUGAAAUAUUUUUUGGGAAUUGAAGUGGCUAGAUCUCAACAGGGUAUUUUCUUGUCACAGAGAAAAUAUGUGUUAGAUUUAUUGAAUGAAACUGGGAUGCUUGGGUGUAAACCUGCUGAUACUCCUAUUGUGCAGAACCAUAAUCUUGAGAUUCUUCCAGAUCAAGUUCCAACAAAUAAAGACAAGUAUCAUAGGUUAGUUGGAAGACUUAUUUAUUUAUCUCACACCAGGCCAGAUAUUGCUUAUGCUAUUAGUGUUGUGAGUCAAUUUAUGCAUUCGCCUAGUGAAGUUCAUAUGGAAGCAGUUAUGCGAAUUUUACAGUAUCUGAAGUCUGCACCUGGCAAAGGGCUGAUGUUCUCAAAACAUGGACAUUUGGAAAUUGAAGGUUUUACAGAUGCCGAUUGGGCAGGAAAUCGAACUGAUAGGCGUUCAACAUCAGGUUAUUUUACAUUUGUGGGUGGUAACCUUGUUACUUGGCGAAGCAAGAAACAGAAGGUUUGUUCUUUGUCCAGUGCCGAAGCUGAGUAUCGAAGCAUGGUACAUGGCAUAUGUGAGAUGUUGUGGAUUCGGAAAUUAUUAAAGGAAUUGGGCUUCGUGGCUAAAGAUGCCAUGAAAUUGUAUUGUGAUAAUCAAGCUGCAAUCGACAUAGCUAAUAAUCCAGUCCAACAUGAUCGUACUAAACAUGUGGAGAUUGAUAGACAUUUUAUUAAUGAAAAAUUGGAAAGCAAUGUGAUUAGUGUACCAUAUGUGAAAUCAGAGGAACAACUUGCAGAUAUUUUGACUAAAGCUGUGUCUAGCCAUGCAUUUAGUGACUCACUUGACAAGUUGGGCAUUGGUGACAUCUAUGCACCAACUUGA
This is a messenger RNA of Prunus armeniaca (apricot), 3534 nucleotides long. Lineage: Eukaryota; Viridiplantae; Streptophyta; Magnoliopsida; Rosales; Rosaceae. The record is from the annotation of a GenBank genome assembly.